CCUGUUUAAAUUUGGAUAUUUUUUUUUACAUGUGCAUCCACCCGAGACUUUAGGUAUAAUUGAGACAUUAUAGCUAUUUCAAAACAGACGGAAUUUAUUUUUCGUUAAGCGUCUGUAAGGAAUUUUACUAAAGAAAAGGAAAGAUGGUUGAUUUAAGACUGAGGCUUUUUGCCGCGAUAUGCGUGCUGUAUCAAGUACACAGCUACCCAAAUUUUCGAGAAAGAAUUCCAAAUGGUUUCAACGUCACAAAUCCAUGCAACCCCGAUGGAAACUGGCUAGGUGUUGGUCAUGAAGCCAUAGGCGGCGGAGGAAAAAGGAAUCCUUUUGGACUAGAUUUUGCAGGUCAAGGUUACACAUGGACAGACACAUUAUGUAGGAAAGAUUCGGAUGGCGAUGGCAGAACCAAUGGGGAGGAGCUAGGGGAUCCAAGCUGUGUUUGGAAAGAAGGCUCAGUUCCUCAAAGAGGUUCUGAUAUUUCCCAUCCAGGUAUCUGUGAGCCUGUCGGGAGUGAACAAUGCAAGGGUAAAAACACCUUCCUAGAAACGUGCUCGGAUAUGGACUUUAAAUGCGAUGGGAUCGACAAUGACGCUGAUAGUUUCUCUGUCGAUGUACUACUCUCAAGUUCCCCAGUUCCCGCAAAAGAGACAACUUAUAUGUGUCAAGCAAUUGACCUGAAGGAUGUUGGGGUCAAUAUGGAAAUGGACUACCAUCUGGUCGCUACGAAAGGCUACGUUGACACCUUGGAACUUUUACAUCACGUGGUGAUUUACGGAUGCAGGGACGAUGCAAAUAUCGAAGAAAAGCAACGGUCACCCACGGAAUGUUUCAUGAGUAGAAUCGAAGGCUGUGAGAACCUGAUAGGAAUCUGGACUGUCGGAACAACUGGUUUCUGUUACCAAGAGAAUGCAGGCUUUAGGCUUGGCAAAAAUGGCUUCAAGACGGUUGUUUUAGAGCUACACUGGAAUAACGUAGAGGAGAAGAGCACAUUCGUUGACAGCUCAGGAAUAUCACUUUACCUCACACCAAAUUUAAGGUCUAACGAUGCUGGUAUGUUUUUGAUUGGACAAAUGGACAUGAAUAUACCGCCAUACACGGCCCGCCACACCGAGGAGGGGACGUGCAGCUCUAAAUGCACGGAAAAGCUUAUGUCGGGCAAUAUCAAUAUCGUCGGAGCUAUGAAUCAUAUGCAUGGGCUAGGUGCUGCGGCAACUUCAAACAUGGUGUCUGGAGACGGGAAAGUAACUACUAUCUCGCAUGAGGAAACUUACGACUAUAAUUCACCAAAGUUUGUCGUUUUCGAGGACCCAUUGGUGAUGGAACCAGGUUAUAGCCUCGAGGUAAAAUGUCAUUUUGAUUCCUCAUCGAGAGGGGAGACAACUCGCUACGGGGAGGCUACUUCUGAAGAGAUGUGUUUCACCUUCAUAAUGUAUUACCCGGCGAAAAACUGGGAGCAGGGAGAGGAUUGCAUUUCAUACGGGGAUAUCGACCAAUGCGCAGACGAUUGCGAUUAUGAAUCUUUAGGGAACCAGUCACACCCAGACACUAUGAGAAGAAACGUCUUACUGUUGACACAUUGUGAGCCGGGACAUUGUAAGGAAGGGUGCAUCGACGUUGUCCGUGAGAUUUUCAAAGAGCCAUGUUUUCAGGGGGUUCAUCUCAAGAAUAUAAAGACCUCAAUGAAUGCUGAAGACCCUGGAACCAAACUUGCGAUCAUGGACUACUUUUACCGGCUAGACUCGUGCAACGCGGAACUCGCAUGGGAGGAGUGCAGAAAAUGGUCCGAUGACGAUCCCCCUGUGGUGGGCGGGGCUUCCAGAAAUAACAUCGCAUUGUCCGCCUUCAUGUGCAUUUUCACAAUUUUGAAAUCUAUAAUGUAGCAUCAUAUUCAGAGACACUGUUUGAGUUUUUAAACCACAGGGUGGGAACUGUUACGCGGUAAAUAGAGUUCUUCUGGUAGGUUAACCUCUGACAACAGUGGCGCAGUUUGUGAAUAAAAUCAACGGUUUUCUAUUAAUAAUAUAUAGUGCCCGAGUAGAAAAAAUGUCGUCAUAUGUGAUAAUUAUAAAUCAAUAAUAUAAUUGUUUAUAUUUAACAUGAAAGAAUGAAGUGUAAAAUCAAAUUUAAAUGAUUAAGUUUGCCGAAUGUUAUGGGCCGGAAAAUACAAUAUGUUGAUUUAUUAAUCAGUGCCACCUCUUCACAAUUAGAUAAGGUCAAAUAUGUCAAAAUUCAAUUGCUAAUUUUGUUAUGCGGUAAGAUUGGUUAGUAUAUGUAUUCUUACGUAACAGUUCCCAUACCACGUGUUAACCACGAUACCACGUGUAAACCACGUGACGUGAAAUGUCAUUGUAGUUUUUUAUCUUCAUACUAUAAACUGACUGAGUUAUCCAAGAAAGCUAAAUUAAGUUUGCAUCCAUGACUUGCAUAUUAUUUAACCCCAUUCCCCAAUUAACAUAUCAUUGAACGCAUUCAUCUUUUAAUCUUGGCAAAACCAUUCGUCAUAUUAAGGUUUGGUGGAAGAUUUAGAAUAUGUACCUACGGAAAAGCCGACAGUACUGGGAUCAUAAUUAGUCGGCGCAGACGUGCUUGCUGAUCUUGGUCUGCACUGAUCGUAUAGGUAGAAUCAGUUACCGCUAGUGGGCUAUGAUUACAAUUGUUGAGCAAAAGUUAGUGUACUGUUGCGUGUUAUAGACCAAACUUUGCACAUAAAAAUCAUGCUUAGCUAUUUUCUUUUGUAAUAAACUAUUCUUGUAACCCUUAA
This is a messenger RNA of Ruditapes philippinarum (Manila clam), 2758 nucleotides long. RefSeq names its product DBH-like monooxygenase protein 2. The transcript has 11 exons. Lineage: Eukaryota; Metazoa; Mollusca; Bivalvia; Venerida; Veneridae. The record is from RefSeq and is a predicted model, not a curated record. Gene Ontology annotation, molecular function: dopamine beta-monooxygenase activity; copper ion binding. The coding region runs from base 144 to 1877 and encodes 577 amino acids.